AUGGAUAAGAAUCAACAAACUGCACGUGAUAAUACAAUGGAACAAAGGGCACAUACUGUCCAAGCUGCUGAUAUGAUGCAAAAACUCUACAAGUUGUUUAUAGAAAAAGACUGUACGCAAGUAGAAAUUAAUCCAGUGGCAGAAUCUACCGAACAUGAAGUAUUAUGUAUGGAUGCAAAACUUAAUUUUGAUGAUAAUGCAGAAUUUCGUCAAAAAGAUAUAUUCGCAUUACGUGAUACAUCACAAGAAGAUUCUC
Messenger RNA from Entrophospora sp. SA101, 256 nucleotides. Lineage: Eukaryota; Fungi; Glomeromycota; Glomeromycetes; Entrophosporales; Entrophosporaceae. The record is from the annotation of a GenBank genome assembly.